Chelmon rostratus (copperband butterflyfish) is the source of this 3975-nucleotide messenger RNA. RefSeq names its product kinesin-like protein KIF27. NCBI's taxonomy places the organism in Eukaryota, Metazoa, Chordata, Actinopteri, Chaetodontiformes, Chaetodontidae. The transcript is spliced from 15 exons. The coding region runs from base 1 to 3975 and encodes 1324 amino acids. Gene Ontology annotation, molecular function: microtubule binding; microtubule motor activity; ATP binding. Gene Ontology annotation, biological process: mitotic spindle organization; microtubule-based movement. The record is from RefSeq and is a predicted model, not a curated record.
AUGAGCGAGGUGUGUGUCCGGGUGGCGGUUCGUAUCCGUCCCCUGUUGCCCAAAGAAGUGCUGCACAACCACCAGGUGUGUGUGCGGGGGGUGCCGGGCUCUGCACAGGUGAUGCUCGGCUCAGACCGACUCUUCUCCUUCGACCACGCGUUUGGACCGACAGCCAGCCACGAUGAGGUGUACGAGUCCUGCGUCCAGCCCCUGGUGGAGUCCUUGAUCGACGGCUACAAUGCCACCGUCUUCUGUUAUGGACAAACAGGGUCAGGGAAGACAUACACACUCGGAGGGGGAAACCUGGAUGAAGAGGGAGGAAUUAUUGACCGUGUGGCCCAGGAUGUGUUCUUGUUGCUGGGAGACAAGAGGAAGAACAGUGAUGGCAUGGAAGCCACAUUGCGGGUCUCAUAUAUGGAGCUGUAUCGGGAAGAACUGCGAGAUCUGCUGGAGCUGCACACCAUUCACAAAGAGCUUCACAUCAGAGAAGAUGACAGGGGAAACACAGUGGUGGUGGGAGCCAAAGAGAUGGUUGUCACCUCAGCAGAGGAGCUACUAAAUGUUGUAGAGAUGGGCAACGCUCUGCGCCACACUGGCACCACAGGGAUGAACGAGCGCUCCAGUCGCUCUCACGCCAUCCUCACCCUUCAGCUUAUCCAAUGUUGCCACAACAAAAACUCCUUAAAAUCCGUCCGCUCUUCCAAACUCUGUCUGGUUGACUUAGCAGGCUCAGAGCGUGCUGGAAAAACUGGGAACACCGGGACGCGGCUCAAGGAAUCUGUUCAUAUCAACACAGGCCUGCUCGCGCUGGGCAAUGUCAUCCGGGCCCUCUCUGACCCUGCUCGACAUCGCCGUGGUAACAGCUGCAAUAGUGCACACAUACCGUACCGCGACGCAAAGAUAACCCGUCUCCUCCGUGAUUCACUGGGCGGCACCGCCCAUACGCUGAUGGUGGCAUGUGUGAGCCCCUCCCACCACAGUGUAGCUGAGACUCUGAGUGUUCUGCAGUUUGCAUCCAAGGCUCGUCACAUUCGUAACCGUCCUGGAGCAGUAUCCACUCACACAGAGGUUAAAUCAUGUCCUACAAGCUGGGACCCUGGUGAGGCUCGACUGGGCGAGCUUGAGUAUGAAGUACAGACACUGAGAGAGCUACUGAAAGAGAAGGAGAGAGAGAUGGUGAUGGAAAGAGAGAGGUCAGGUGGAGGCAUACCUGGAGAGGGGGGCAGCUUCAAACAGCUCAGCCAGAUGGGGAUAUCUGAUCCAGAUAAGAAGGGGAACUUAGAAGAACCAUCACACUACCGCCUUCUGGCACAGGAAGCUGCAGCUCUGCUUGCAGAGAUCCCUGAUCACACUCCAAGUUAUUCUUUCAGGCAGCGAAUGCAGGAUUGGCAGGAGAGACUGGCAGCUGUCAAUCUCUCACAUCAAGCUGAUGAUAAGGACUGUUCAGAGGGGAGUGGAGACCAAGCCACCCACCAUGUUGCCACAUUAAAGCUCACAGAAGAACUCAAAAAUUGCAAGGAAGCGCUUACCGCAGAGCAACGUUUACUGCAGCAGAAGGAUGCAGAGCUGAGACGGCUCCAAAAAGAAAUAGAGACACUUCUUCAAGAGAGCAAAACCCACCUUCAGGCCUUGGCAGAAGAAAAGGAACGUAAUCGUAUACAGACUGAACAACUUGUGGACCAGCAGAUCCUCAUCAGUCGUCUUCGCAGCGACCUCAUGACCUUUCAGGGUGCAACCUCAGUGGUAGAAGCCGGGGCUUCUGGGAACUCCGGCAAGAGACCCCACAGUGUCCCUCUGCUCAGACACAGCUGUGGACACGGGCCUACCAGGAGGAUCCACUCCAGUCCCCCAGCCUACUCACUGGAGAGGGUGAUGGCAGCCUUCAAGAUGCGUAGUCAUCUCCUGCUGGCUGAGAUUGAGGAAAAAGAUGAGGUGUACUGUCCGUUCAUAAAGGCAGAGAGCAAAGACAUGGAUCAAGAGAAGGAGGAGGAGGAGGAGAAGGAUAUCUCUGUGAGCAGAAUGGGAUUUAGGCGUUCUUUAAAUCGAACGUGGACCAGCCGGCAGAAGAAAUCAGCUCUGAAAGAGAAGAACUCUGGACUAGACCAAACAUCUAAUGGAAAUCCAUUGGUACAACAGCCUCAGCAUGCCACAGGGACCAAAGAAAACAAUGCCAAUCAAAGCUAUAUGAUGAAGGCGAGACUCAGAGCCAGUAUUACUGACAGAAGGAUCCGAGAUCUGUCAGUCAACAUGCGCAUGAAAGAGGAGCUCAUCAAAGAGCUCAACAAAACUGAUAAGGAGACCCAAGCAGUGGACAGACAUUGCAGGCACAGUGUUGAUGGCAGACAAGCUGGCGUGUUGGCAAGACUUUCCAUGCAGAGCCAGCAGGUCCAAGCAGAGGUGUACCACAGCCUGCAGCACAUGAGACUGCAGAGAGCACAGCUUCAGAACAGCCUCAGGCAGCAGAGAGAGACCAGUGAUGACAGAGAUCUUCAUCAAAACAGGGAGCAAAGAGCAGGAGAUGUGACUGUGUGCAAAAGCUAUCAGCAGGAAGAGUCAAAAGAAAAGCUGCGUGACAGUAGUUGGCUAGAGGUGGAGGAGGAGCGGGUGCUCCAGAGGAGAGCAGAGCUGCAGGAGCUGGAGGAGGAGCUGAGGAGGAAAGAGGAAGUGCUCCUGCGUAGGGAGGCCUGUCUGCAGCAGAAAAACAAACUGGAGAUGAAGAUGCUACGCUCCAGUCAGGCUCUGAGUCAGGACCUGCUGAAUGUGUCGGUGCGGUUGGAGUCUUUGGAGGAGCAGCUGCAGAGCAGCAGCAGUGUGAGGCACACUGAAGGAGUCACCAUAGAGGAGCUGGAGGAAGAGAGGGACACGCUUAAAAAGAGGAGAGACGCUCUGGACGCUCAGCUGAAGGACAACAGAGUGCUCAAUGUAGAGGAGGAGCAUACCCUGCUCCAGCUGGAGGAAGCUAUUGAAGCUCUGGAUGCAGCUGUGGAGUUUAAGACCCGCUCCAUCCAGGACAAACAGAGGAAGUUGUUCAUCACAGACUCUUCUUCACAUCAGUCACAAAACACUGAACCCGCCCAGCACUGUGAUGUCAUCAGGAAGCUGAAAGAGCUCACAACACCUGAGGCUUUGGAGCUGCUUGUCAGAUAUUUCAACAAAGUUGUUUGUCUUCGCGAGGCAGAGCACCAUUUACGUUUGCGAUGUGAAGAACUAGAGCUUCAUGCUGGAGAGCGAGAGGUGGUGCUGAGGCAGCUGGAGGUCGCCAUGCAGCGCCUGGCCCUGGAUGCAGACCGCAGGCUUACCCAGCAGCACAGAGAUCACCAGAACAAUAUCCAGCUACUGCUGCAGAAACUUAAAGAAAGUGGUUCAGGAGAGGCACAGCAGGAUCUCCAAGACAGAUUGCAGCAUCUGGAGAAAGAGCUGUUUUUCUACAAAAGCUCCAGCCGGCAGCUUAAAAAGAAACUCAAAGAGCAUCUCAGUGACACACUGCGGCCUGUCGAUCAUCCCUCACACACACAGAAGCACAUACAAACACACAAUAUGCAGAUAUGCACAAGUGCAAACAAAUCCCAGACACACACUGAAGAGGUACAGAAAAGGACACAUAUUGCAACAUCAUACACAAUGAUACACGCUGAGCAAACAGACAAAAAUACACACAGUGAUUCUCAUAUGAAGGGGCAUGUGCACCAAACCCCCUGCCCCUCCUCAACCUCUGACCUCCUAACACACAGAAAGACAGAAAUGCCUCAAUACAACCAGAUACACACACAGUCGCAGGGGGGACUUGAAAGAGGGGCUGGUCAUUCCGGGGAGAGUUUAGAGAUGACACCAGUCCGUUUGUGUCGCAGAGAGCUGAGACAGAUCUCUCCAGCUGACCUGCAGGUCUGUGGUUCUGUCACAAGGAGGCGCCAGUCCGUUGUGGAUACCAGCACAGAAUCAAUACUAGAGGAUUCCAUAGAAGUGCCCAGAAACACUGACAGGUGA